GGAGUUUGAAGGUCAGGGAUAAAACCUCGUUGAUGUAUCCCAGAAAUAAUUGCACUUCCUUUUCAAGAUAGGACUCUAAGAAUGGUAAACGCAUGUUCUACACUCCUCUAAUUAUUGCCUCGCUAUAUUUAUACAUAGUUUUACUUUUAAUUCAAAUAAAAAUUACCCAACAUCAGAAGUAAAUGGUAAUGAUUUAAACAAUAAUUAAAUACGAUUUUAUUCUGGAAAUGAUUGAAAUAGUAUUUAACCGGGUUUCUGUCACGAAACCACCUGUUUUCGAUAAUUCGUAUGUUUUGAAAUUGUCCAUGUGGGUUUAGGAGUCUACACUAUUUAGACUAGCACCCAACGAAAGUUGUUCCUUCAAUCGUUAUACACAACAAUAAUUGGAUUUUUUGUAUAUUUAAAAAAAUGGUUGGAAUUAUUUAUAUUUUUUAACAAUGGCAAUGUAAUAUAUACUUUGUAGUUCAGACUUCAAUCAUCAUAAAAUUCAUUGUCAUUAUAUUAUAUUAUUAGACCCCACCCUACAUUACAUUUGCAUGAUCAUCAUAAUACUAGGGACUUAGACAAAAUGUUCAAAAUUAAUUUACAGACAAAGACCUAAUUAUUCAUAUCCGACUUGAAAAAAGCAAUUGAUGGAUACCAAAUUUACUAUGAGUAUUAUAACUAUUGCCAUUGCAGGCUCUGGGUCAAAAGAAAGCUAUGAUUUUUGUGUGAAUUAUUGUGGGAUAACUUGUUAAUUAAAGCAUAUAAGAAAAUAUAAAAUUGACUAAAAUAAAAGUUGAACAGAGUCUUUUUGAGAGCCUACACUCCUUGGUCAUAUAUUUCCUUUAACUUUUACUUAAUUUCAAACUUAAAUUAACAGUGGUAUCCAGGGAGGGUAAAUGUGCUAUUAGCAGCAUUGGUUUUGCAAAGAGUUGUCUCACCAUAGCCUAAGCACAGUGAUGUUAUUUUUGGGGAAGGACAACACUGGACUAGAGUUUAGACUGACAGUUGGACCUGAAAUAUGAGAAUGAUAAAUUUCUAGUUCUUCACUGAGCAUUAGUAUUAGUAUUGGGCCUUUAAUUUGGUGUCACAGGCUCAAUCUGAUGAUCCAGACAAAUAUUAAUAUAACAAUUAACAGAUUAAAAUGAAUUUUUUUAUUUAUUUUUUUUACAUUAUUUUUGUCUUGAAAGAGAGGGGAAACAGCUUAACAAAAGGCAUGUAACCCGGCAAUUAUUUUCACCCGGAGAAAAACUAUUUGUUUCAGUACCUAUAUAAUAAUAAUACAGUCUACAUUAGGGACAUAAUAUAAUAUAAUUAUAAAAUUAUUACAGCUUUUUUAACUGCUUGGGUAAACGGCUAAAAUUAAGUGUAUGUUACCAUAUGUGUUAGAUAAGCUAUGCCUAAUCAUUGAAAUUUUAUCAUUUUGUAUUCAAAAUAUAAGUGUUAAAUAUUGUUCUUGCAUGUCUUUUUGUGAGCCCCUCUCACAAGAACACCUCUUAAAUAGCAAGUGUUAUUCAUUCAUCAUCGGUUAUUUCAGACCUGUUAACUCUUAGUAGUCUAAGGAUUCUAACAUACAAUGUACGAUUUUGAGAUCUUUUUUAAUAUUCUAAUUCUAAGAAGACUCGUCACAUACGAUUUUAUAAGACCUGGUUAAAAAAAAAUUCCCCCAACAAUGAGGGUGGGGGAGGUUGGUUACUGAACGAAAUAAAUACAUGGAAGAUUUUUAAUUUGGCAGUGUCUACACGUCCAGCGACCAAGUUACAUGACCGCCAUAACAAAGUGGCGAGAGAUAUCUUGUCGUUCAGCCUUGUCACGUGACUGCAAAUGGCUCAAAAACUAUUGUUAAUUUUAAAAUCUAUUUCUCUACCAAGUAAUGUACUUAGUAUCUUGAAUGCAAAUAAUAGAGAGAAAAAACUUAAGUGAAAGUGACUUGAAAACAUUUUUGUUUUGUUUGUUAUAUGAGUUUGUGUACCAGUAAUCCAUAAAAUAAAUUAGGGGCCAGUGUGGAGUAGGCAACCAAUAAAAGUUAAAGAUUUCAUUUUAAAUUGCUACAAAAUAUUUAAAAACUUCUCAUGAAACUACUGUUGCUGAUGAACAUGAUAAUAAAAAUAUUAAUAAAAAUAUAGUAUAAAAUAGUUUUAAUUAAAAUGGGGGAAAAAACAACAAUCCUAUCCUCGGAAUUGAUCAUCAAAUCAUAAUAACGUUAAGCAACCAAUCUACCACUAGACCACAAGAUCUACCAAACUGCAGUUCAUACGGAAUAAUAAAAACUACCAGCCGUCCGGCGGUCACGUGACAUGCCGCCAGACGUGUAGACACUUCGUUUUAAUUUACCAUUGGCGCUCCUUUUCAAAACUGCAUUUUUUUUUUUUUUAAAUGCAUUCUCAACUGUUCAGCACAUCAGUGAUAGAUUUUGACAUAGAUUAUUGAUCAAUUAAGCGGCAUUUGAAAUCUAUUUUAGAAGUCACUAAGCAGCAUUACAAUUUUAAUGCCCAGUUUUUUUCUCCAUCUUUUCUCAUCCCUUCUGUCAAUAAAGCUUGCUGUAGUUUUAGACCACUAUUAAACGGAAAAUGGCUUAACACAACGGUGUGCAACCUGAUGUCUGCCAUGUUAAUUGUUGUGGUCCACUGGAUGUAUUACAAAUUAUCUUAUUUCUUCAUUCAAAUAGAUAUUAUAAUUUGUGGUAUAAAGGCAUAUUUGUGUGUGUGUAUAUAUAUUUAUGUAUAUUACAUUAUUUUUUUGUGUGGUCAGGCCUACUUAAAAGUUGAGUUAUUUAAAAAAUUAUUCCACUAAAAAAGGCAUACAUAUAUUUAUGGAUAUAAUCAGUUUAUAAAUAAGGAAGUUUAGACCCAUCUAAAUUUCUUACCGGUACCAUGCUAAAUGACUUUAUCAACAAGGAAUUAAUGACGUUUGACCAGAAGCACAUCCUCAAGGCUGAAAAUACGAAAAUUAGAAGAUGCAUUUCAUUGCAUAAGUUAGGGAGAUAGUCCUAAAAGUCUUCUCUAAUAGAUUUUCUCCCCACUGCAGGUUCUUUAAAUUAUAUAUAAAUCAGAUGACAUGGUUUGCUCUUAUCAAGUAUUUGCAUUUAUCAGGGUUUUUAAAGUAAUGGCUGACCAUGCCCAUAUAUUUUUUUGUAUAGCAUAAGCAAAACCAUUGCCAUCUUCACCCUAUUCAAAUGUUGUUGUUUUUUAUCCACAGCCAUACGAGCGAUUUGUUGAGAUAGGCCGUGUGGCAUUUGUUGCCCAUGGAGAUGACAAAGGCAAAUUAGUUGUCAUUGUUGAUGUGAUUGACCAAAACAGGGUUAGUUUGCGAGUUUUUAUUAUAUUACCUGUACCUAAGAGGCCGCCAUAACAAAGUGGCGAGAGAUAUCUUGUCGUUCAGCCUUGUCACGUGACUGCAAAUGGCUCAAAAACUAUUGUUAAUUUUAAAAUCUAUUUCUCUACCAAGUAAUGUACUUAGUAUCUUGAAUGCAAAUAAUAGAGAGAAAAAACUUAAGUGAAAGUGACUUGAAAACAUUUUUGUUUUGUUUGUUAUAUGAGUUUGUGUACCAGUAAUCCAUAAAAUAAAUUAGGGGCCAGUGUGGAGUAGGCAACCAAUAAAAGUUAAAGAUUUCAUUUUAAAUUGCUACAAAAUAUUUAAAAAAAUAUUUUUAAUGUGAUGUUAGAUAUGAAUUAAGUUGUCAUACUAUACAAGUUAAACGUUUUAAUGAAAUUAUCAUUCAGCUUUUUUAAAAAUGGGCAUUUAACCUUUUUGUUUCGCACACGUUAAUGNUUUUUCUUUUUUUUUUUUUUUUUUUUUUUUUUUUUUUAUUAUUUUGUUCUUUUUUUUUUUUUUUUUUUUUUUUCUCUGAGAAUUUAUUUUUUCAAAUUAAUAUACAGACUGAUGCAUUAUCUUAUUAUUCAAUAGUAAAAAUAAUAUUGAUAUAUCACACCAAAACGAGAUAUCUUUACUGAUCCUUAUUUACUUCUGCAGUCUAAAAUGCUGGGUGAUAAAAAAUGUUUCAUUUUAAGAAUCUCAAGUGUAUGGAGGAAAUUUAAAAAAAAAAUUAAUGGUGAUGAAUUUUAUAUUGUAUUUUGAAAACUUUAAAAAGUAAUUAUUUGACAAAAUUUCAUUUAGAUAAACUAAUUUAACAGUCACUCAUUAGCGACAUCAAAUUGAUACACAUCGCCCGGUCUCAUUGGGAAAAGAGCAUGCCCGUCUGAAGGUUAAAGUCAAUAAUGCCUUUAUGUUAAUUCUAUGCAGUCUGAUAAAUUUUUUUUCAAUUUUAAAAGAAAUCUUUAAAGGUGAUAUUUGUAAUUAAUUGAAUGUCACCUGAAAUAUAUCUGAUCUUAUCAGCUAUAUAAUCAUCUUUUAAUAUUUUUUUGUACUUUAUUUACUUACUUAGUGAAAAUUUGGAGUUUUUUUUGUUUUAAUUAUAAGUGUAAUUUUGAAAAUAAUUUUGCACUGUAUGAUUAUCCAUCUAAGAAGUUUUUAAAAUUAUUAAAAUAUAAUACUUCAUCAUCUCAUAUCAUCAUUUCUAUGAAUUUAUUUUUUUUUUAUUUGUGGAAGGUAUUUGUCAUAUAUUGCUAAGAUGCAGUAUACAAAUUUUAUUUGUGAAAUAAAGCUUUGCUCUAUAAAUAAAAAUUAACCCUUAUGGUAACAGUAAAGGUAUACUAGUAAAAAAAAAAUGUUUAUACUUAUACUGUUGUAUAUGCUUAAAUUAGUAUACAAAUAAUGAAUAAACCAUUAUUUUAUUAAAAUAAUGUGAUUCUAUUCUUUUUAGGCUUUUGCUACCAAGAGAUUAAAUAUAGGUUGUGUUUCGGGUAAAAUGUUAGAAAAUAAUCAUCCUGUAACCUGCACAGUAAUAUGCCGGAAUACAGGCUUAAUAUUUAGGAUGAAAAGGGAAUUAAGGCUUCUGGGUCUGUUAUAACUUAUAUGCAUCGUCACUGAACUGUUAAAAACAUAAAUUUGUCUUAUUGUAGUUUCUACUAAUACUACUGAUAACUAAAUUGAAACGCAGUUAUACAUGUAAAAGAAUUAUAUUCAGUAAUAAAUGAAUAGUCCUUAAUUUUAUUUUUUAUCAGUUUUCAGCCAUUUUUAUUUUUAGACACUAUUUAUCUCAUAUAGCAACACUAUCUUAUGCAUCAUACAUUUAUUAAAACUCAAAGAAAAGUGAACUGCAAUCUUUAAUUGAAAUAUUAUGUUUACACUAGGUAAAAUUAUAAAAAAUAUGACUUCUUUUACCAAAAGAAUUUUCAAUUUUAGAAAUGAUUUUUAAAAUAAAAUUAAGCUUACUUUUUUACACUGGCAUUAGUCAAUACAUUUAUAUACAAAUUUAGGAUUAAUUCCAUGAUCAGAAGCUCCGCUUGGGUACAUUUCUUCUAAGGAACAAAUAGCUCCUUCAUAAAUAACUAAAUUAAAAUCCUUUGACAAUGUGAUGACUAGUAUUUUAUUUUUUUGUGAUCAAAAUUAUUUUAUUUUUUAAACUAAUUUCAUAUUUUGUAAUAUAAUACCUUGUUUCUUAAAGCUUUUUUUAACAAAUAAAACAAUUUUAUUUUUUAAAGUAUAAAAACUUUUUUUUUUCCAAACUAAAUUCUUUUCUUUUUAAAUUAAUUCACCUACAAAGCCAGUACUAAUAUAGAUCCUUUCUUUAAACUCAGACUGCAUUGUGUUUAUUUUAAUUUUUCAUUCUGAAGACAUAGUAAUUACUUUUCUUUUUUUUUAACAGGCUCUUGUUGAUGGUCCCUGCUCAGGUGUAGGACGUAAAGACAUUAACUUCAAAGCACUUCAUCUCACACAAUUCACUGUUAGUGUUGGUCCCUCUGCACGUACAGGGACUGUGAGGAAAGCCUGGGAAAAGGCUGAAAUUACCAAGAAAUGGGAACAGUCUACUUGGGCUAAAAAGCUGGCAACAGCUAAAAGGGUUGGUAUUGAAUUUUUAUAAUGGUUUAAUGAAAUUUUUUAAUGAAUUUAUUUUGCUUAGAUAUUAUUUUAACCAUCGGUUUAUUUUUUACAUGUGUGAAUGAUGAACAUGGAUUAGGAAGUGCCGUCUGCAUAACCAGUGCUGAUUUCCUUAUCUGACUCACAUGUCUUAAAUUAGGUAGUCCAAACUAAAAUUUUCUAUACAUAGCAGACAUGUGGUGAGUUUCACCUGACAGAACUUUUUAUUCUAAGAUAUAGGCCACUUAUUUCAUGUGGAUAUCUCAAUAAAUAAAAAAAAGUUAUGCGAUUUUCAAAUUUGCUGAAAAUCGACCAAAAAUAGAUUUUUUUACCUUGUGAAAAAGUGCCAUGUUUAAGGACCUAUAUUUUCUAAAAUAAUCAACAGAGAAGUCCAGGAAUUGGUGUAUGUGCUUCAAAGUUUACAAUAUUUGAGCCCAAUUUUUUUUCAAGCAGCCAGAUCUAUUAAUUCUUAAGUUAUUAAAAAAUAAAAUAUAACAAGAAUGAUUUUUAGUCAUUUUUAUUUCCCGACAGGAAAGUGUAAAAAUACUCAUUUUCAAAAAUUUGUCAACAUUUCUGUUAUUGACUUACAUAAAUAUGUCAUACAUCAAAUUAAAGAUAAUUUUAAGCAGAACAACAUGCAUCAUCAAUAAACACUUAAAGGCACUAAAAUAAGUCUAAAAGUACCCACUUAACGUUUUUUUUUUAAAUGAAGGUUUAAAAAAUGUGUUUAGAAAAUGCAUUUUAUCACAUAAUUGUGAUAAAAUCAAAGGAAUAUGAUGUCAGAUGUGUUAACUAUUAAUUAAAAGACUCUUAAAAAAAUCAAUGCAGAGUAUUGUCAAAAAUAGACAGCAAUGGAGCAUAAAUUUUAAUUAAAUUGUCAGGGAAAUGCCUGGUCUAUCAACUGGGGGGUGACUGGGUAAGCUUCUGUAACCAAUUUGUAAUAUGCUUGUUGGUCUUAUUCCCCAGUAGCUUGAUAAGUGCAUUAUCAAUAGCAAUUGUCAACUCUAGCCACAAUGUUGCACCCAGGGUCAUCAUAGGUUUCUCCGCUGUGGAAUGAACAAUUAAACUUAGAGAGCAUACAACAUUGUUUUAAGUAUUCAUAGGUGUAAUAUAAAGACUAAAUAUUGAGAGAACUGGGCGAGUCCAUUUCAAUAGGCCUUAUAGGUACCGGUAGUACUAGUGAGUCUAAGAUGAAAUAAUAUUGAAACAAUUCUAACUCAGUUGUUUAAUUGAGUUUUAAUAAAUGCUUCACAAUCUCAUUGUCAAGAUAAGCUUACAAAUAAUUUUUUUAAUUAAUUUGCUGUGUAUAAUGUUUUAUUCACUUGAAGCCUCCUACCCCAGAUAAAAAUUUACGUCGGUCCACCCCAAUGUUUACUCGCCGGCAUCCAUUUUUAUUUUCUCGAUCAGACAGAAACCCCCUUUGAAAUCAACAAUACGAUCUUUAUUUUAAAAUUAUAUUUAUAAAAUAUAAGAAAGAUCAAACAUUAGCAUGUCUGCGACAUGUCUAUCAAUUUUUUUUAUCGCUAGACUGUCCUCAAUUAAAUACAUUUGGUCCGAUCGGCAACAUGUCUCCCAGUCAAGUUCACAAUUGCUCCAAUUCGUUAAAAUAUAUCUAAUAGCUGACGACACCAAAUUAAGUUUAACUCACUUCUAAUCAACAUUUACAUUCACUAAUACAUUAUAUGAAAAUUUAAUUAUAUUACUUACUUGUUGAUUAAAAGCCCCAACAUGGCUAAAAAAGCACCCGCCAUAACGCUGGUACUAGUCACCAAGCGCGCGUUAGGCGUCUAGUGCUAGCGGUGUGGAACUGGAAAUGGGGGUGUCUUUGUAAACAUCGCCGCUUCGCGAGAAUCAUGCCCAGUCAUUUGAUCUCGUGAUAUUAAAUAGUUUAAGACCUGAUCUUUCCAACGGUGUAAAGAAAGUCCUAAUAUCUCCAUGUUUUCGACCAUUUUUUUUAAUACGAAAGUUUUCAACCGGCUUUUUCAAAAUGAAAUAAGCAAGGUAGAUAAUAAUAAUCAAGUGUAUUUCAAAAACACGCUUCAUCCCCAAAGGCAUCAAACGAAAGGACAGCAUCUGCUCUUUCUUAUGGUGGUAGAAUUAAUGCGAUAACUUAAAUACACGCGAAGCUGUGGGCGUUUGAAACACCUUGGGGUAAACCGGUACUCGCGAAAACGCCGUAAAAUUGGUCAGAACUGAUACUUUUCAAACACAUGUUACAGUCCUACAAGUAACACAUUUCGCCAGAUAAAGACUUAACCUUUAUUCACAUAUAAAUUUUAUUGCUGUAUCGCUACUAGAAAAGGAUUAUUAUUUUUUUUUAAACUUCGAAAAAUGACCCUAAAACGCAUUUUUUUCUUUAGUUUGGACUACCUACUUAAAUUAAUCGGGAGUCCAUGUCCAUUGUUUCAAAAUUGUUUGUUGUCCCCUAAAACCAUUUUUAUUCCUUCAUAUAUAUAGAGAGCUGAGUUGACAGACUUUGAAAGGUUCAAGCUCAUGAAAGCUAAACAAGCGGUGAGUAAUAUCAACUGGAUCAGUAACCCUCUUUAACUUUUUUUUUCUUCAGUUUAUUGCCCAUCUUGACUUUAUAUUUUAUUGUUAAGCUAGAGCUUUAAGUGUAUGAUGAAGUUGGAUUAGGAAGUGCCGUCUGUAUGACUUGUGCUGAUUAUCCUGUUCUGACAAUUUUAAACGGUGUGUCUAUGUCUAGCGUGUGUUCAUCCGAGGUGCCAAAAAUCAAUUUAUUUGUUCGCUGUUAAUGUUAUUUUUAGUAAACUAAUUCAUUUCUUGAUGCAUUCAUCCUUUAUUCAUUAUUGUUAAUUGAUAUUUAGCAGCUAAAAUAUUUUAAAAAUAUAAAUCAAUUGCAAAGGGAAGCUAUUUCCCUUUGUUCAGGAAUAUGAGUUAAUUUAAACAAAUAUAGUCACAUCUAUUACAGUUUUUAUACAUUUUUUAUGUCAACUUGGUGGGCUCAGAAGUUUGCCAAUAUAUGUGUAGAAUAUAAAAAUAAUUUUAAUGUAUGAUUGUGAAAAACUAGUUUGUUUUUAAAAUGAUAAAGAGGCUAAUGGUUUAUAAAAUAAACAUUUCCUCGUUAUUUACCACACACACACACACCCACACACACCCCCACCCACACACACACACACACAAAAUUACAUUUUAAAUUCAGUUAUAAUGAUUUAUGUUGAUGAAUGAUGAAUACGGAUAUAGGAAGUGCCGUCUGUAUAGAAAGUGCUGAUUAUCCAGUUCUGACACUAAAAAUAGUAUUAAAUAGUUUUGAAUAUAGUUCUUUAUUCCUGUCUUUUUCAAUACCCUACAAUAUUUUUUUCAACAGCGCAACCGACUUAUUAAUGUUGAGUUUGGCAAAUUGAGGAAACAAGCACGCAAGGCACCAGCACAGCCCAAAACUAAGAAGCUUAAGAAGAAGGUUCCAGUUAAGGGAAAGAAAUAAUUUAUCUGCCCAAUAUUUUGUUACAUUAAAGUUUAUUGUAACAUUUGA
Molecule: messenger RNA, 9391 nt
Organism: Lymnaea stagnalis (great pond snail)
Lineage: Eukaryota; Metazoa; Mollusca; Gastropoda; Lymnaeidae
Source: the annotation of a GenBank genome assembly